This is a messenger RNA of Camelus dromedarius (Arabian camel), 3061 nucleotides long. It is a transcript of the gene VPS26A, whose product is annotated as VPS26 retromer complex component A. Gene Ontology annotation, cellular component: endosome; retromer complex. Gene Ontology annotation, biological process: intracellular protein transport; retrograde transport, endosome to Golgi. The transcript has 9 exons. NCBI's taxonomy places the organism in Eukaryota, Metazoa, Chordata, Mammalia, Artiodactyla, Camelidae. The coding region runs from base 156 to 1139 and encodes 327 amino acids. The record is from RefSeq and is a predicted model, not a curated record.
GGGGGAAGAAGGGAAGGGAGGGGUCACGUGCGGCCAGGCUCCCGAGGUCACGUGACGGGGCGCUGGGGCGGAGGGAGCCGGCGCUGGGAGUUCUCCAGAGGGAAGAGGAGUGAAGUAGGGGGGACGCGGCGGCGGCGGUGGUGGCAGCGCUGACAAUGAGUUUUCUUGGAGGCUUUUUUGGUCCCAUUUGUGAGAUCGAUGUUGUCCUUAAUGAUGGGGAAACCAGGAAAAUGGCGGAAAUGAAAACUGAAGAUGGCAAAGUAGAAAAACACUAUCUUUUCUAUGAUGGAGAAUCUGUUUCAGGAAAGGUAAACCUAGCCUUUAAGCAACCUGGAAAGAGGCUAGAGCACCAAGGAAUUAGAAUUGAAUUUGUAGGUCAAAUUGAACUUUUCAAUGACAAGAGUAAUACUCAUGAGUUCGUAAACCUAGUGAAAGAACUAGCCUUACCUGGAGAACUGACUCAAAGCAGAAGUUAUGACUUUGAAUUUAUGCAAGUUGAAAAGCCAUAUGAAUCUUACAUCGGUGCCAAUGUCCGUUUAAGGUAUUUUCUUAAAGUGACAAUAGUGAGAAGACUGACAGACUUGGUAAAAGAAUAUGAUCUUAUUGUUCACCAGCUUGCUACCUAUCCUGAUGUUAACAACUCUAUUAAGAUGGAAGUGGGCAUUGAAGAUUGUCUACAUAUAGAAUUUGAAUAUAAUAAAUCAAAGUAUCAUUUAAAGGAUGUGAUUGUUGGAAAAAUUUACUUCUUAUUAGUAAGAAUAAAAAUCCAACAUAUGGAGUUACAACUGAUUAAAAAAGAGAUCACGGGAAUUGGACCCAGUACCACAACAGAAACCGAAACAAUCGCUAAAUAUGAAAUAAUGGAUGGUGCACCAGUAAAAGGUGAAUCAAUUCCAAUAAGACUGUUUUUAGCAGGAUAUGACCCAACUCCAACAAUGAGAGAUGUGAACAAAAAGUUUUCAGUAAGGUACUUUUUGAAUCUAGUCCUUGUUGAUGAGGAAGACAGAAGGUACUUCAAGCAGCAGGAGAUCAUUUUAUGGAGAAAAGCUCCUGAAAAACUGAGAAAACAGAGAACAAACUUCCACCAGCGAUUUGAAUCGCCAGAAUCACAGGCAUCUGCUGAGCAGCCUGAAAUGUGAACUGAAUUGGAGAAACAAACAAACAAAAAAAAACUCCUAUAUCCGUUGAGAUUUAAGUUCGGCAGGUUAAAGAUGGUUGCAGCAAGUGGCAGGGUUGGGGGAGGCCAAAAGUCCAUUUAUAAUAGUCUUCCUUUAUCUUACAGUGCUGAAUUUAUUUUAUGAUAUAACUAAAUGUUCUUCAUGUAUAUACAUUAAAAAAAUGCUUUCUUUAAAACACUGGAACUUUCUUAAACUGCCGUUUUUGUUUUGUUUUGGUUUUUUUACUGCACACUGAUUGGAUGAUAAGCACUCAGAUAUACAGCAGCAUAAACAUUAAAGAUUUUCAUGUGAGUGGGCUGGUAUUUGUAAUUUUGCUUUCUUUCUGCAUAAUGUUGAUGAUAAAUCCUUUUCCUCUCCUUUUUCAUGCUAAUGAUUACCUCUUAUUCUCUACAUGCAAAAAAAUUAUUUUGUGUUCAAAUAAAAUUAGAAAACCUGAGUAGCCCUUACAUCCUACAAAGAUUUAAAACAUGGCAUCUCAAUAUUUUUAAGAACUGUAUUUAUGUUUUUACAUAUGUUUGAGAAAUGCAUACAGAGUGUUUCAAUGUAGGUGCUUCUGAGUCUACCAUUCCAUGGCUUCCUGAAUUUUUUUCUCUUUGAAGUCUUCUGUGAUAUAUUAACUUUUUUUCCCUAAGGAAUUAUGUGGCAUGUCAUAGUAGCUUUUUUUUUUUUUUUGGCCAUAUUAAAGUAACCAUUUUGCUACUGCUGUACAACAGGUACACUGUUUAUGUUGGCAUUUUAGGAUUCGUUGAAACUGUAUAAUUUUUCCAUAAAUACUUUUAUGGAAAAAAAUCUUUUUUGAUUUAAGGGAAUCUCCUUACCACAUAUACGCAGAUACAAUUUUCUUGACUUUACAAAUAUUCUCUUCCCUUUUCAGGGGAAAAUUUGAGGAUGGGCAACUCAGGAGAACCAGUGAAGCAUGUAGUUAUCCAGAUCUGGACAAUUUCAUAUUUGUUAAAUUGGAACUUUGUCUAGUUCAAAAAAAUUUAAACUUCUUCAUCCACUCUGUUUAAAAAUUUUUAACAAUUUGUUCAAAGCCUCUAAAGAAGGUUGCAGUCAUCUGUUCUUAUGCUAUGCAUGGGGGCUGAUCUUAAAUACACUAAAUGUCGGGUGUAGGAACUAAAACGAAGCCUGAUAUGGGAAACUACUUUCACUUAUGGUUCAUUGGUUUUUGUACCAAUAUUUUUUAUACACUUCAGUGCAAGUCUCGUCAGUUAAUCUUACUUUAUGAGUAAGCUAAGUAACCCAAGUUACAUUUCUUUAACCCUGUUUUACUACUAUGGCACUUUGAAAAAGUGGUCAGUAACCAGCUUCUUAACUGGCAAGGAGUUCCAUGUACCAUGUGCUGGAGCAUCUAUUUUCAAUGUGGAUAUCUGUGAAUGGUAAUGUUUUCCUUCAUGUAAGUGCCUGUUAAAAGAGUUUCAAAAUUUACAAAUGCCAAAUAUUUUCAUGGUCACUUGCAUGUAGUAAUCUAGAAAAUAUUCAAAGAAAUUUUGAAAACCAAUUGUAUCUAACCAGCCUAAAAUUGUGCAACCAUGAUGUAUAUAAUAAAGAAUUUGAAAUAGAUACUGAGCUUGCUAUUUGAAUGAUUAAAAUAGUUCUGUUCUCAAAUGUCUUCUCAUUGUCAGAUUUAUCUUUGAGGACAGGAUUGCUCAAUAGUUAAGAAAGAUAUAACUGUGAUGACUAAUUUUUAUAACUCUUGUCCAUUUCCAUGUUAAAUAUAUAAUGCUUUUAAUUAGGUGGCUUAAAACUGUCAUAAAUAGGAUGCGUAUUUACUUUGCUUGUAACUUUGUUACAUAACCAAUUUGAAAAAUAAAACUUUGAAUUCAGUAUUCGGUGAAUUGUAAAAAGUUGGCCAGUUAAUUAGAAAUAAACUGAAAAAGAAA